AUGGAUAUACAUAAAACAAUAAGUACUAUAAGUCCAAAUCUGGAAAAAGUGAUAGAAGAGGCAAGCUGCCAGUGCGAAUUAGGCCGUGAAAAAAUAUUGACUGCACCACCUUAUACGCGAGGAUGUUUCAUUCAAGGGGACGAGGCCAAAUCUCGAUACUCAACUGCGCCGUGUGCAAGAGAUUUCGAGCAAUUUAAAUGUCCAGUCAGCCACACAUUAGUCACCUUCAAGUCGCCUAUGCAUCCCAAUGAAGUAUUCAGUAAAGUCUUCCCGACAAAUUCACCAAUCAAAUUUGUCAAACGCAAAUUGUCCAAACUAUUAUCAGUUUCAAAUAGCAACUUACUAUUAACCAAAAAUCGUACUGUCCUUAAAGAAACCACCUUAUUAUCCGAUUUGAAAUCCGACACUCUUAAUAAUUUGAUAAUCGAUGUGUACACAAAAGAUUCAGAAGAGUUUAGCUUGUCGUCGAUACCAAAAGAAAGCUACGUUCAUGAACUUCUUCAUUCAAUCCUGCCGAAGAAAAGAACUUUACCUUUUAUAGCAAUAAAGUUUAGAAUACGCAGCCAAAAUUGCACAUUCACACGGUCGUAUCACUCUAUUAUUAAAAUUCACGAGAUAAAAAAGAACUUGGCUGGACUAUUUCAAGUAGACCACGAUAACCUUGUUUUAUUACGCGGGGAAAGCGCCUUAAAGGACCGCAUGGCCCUUUUGGAUCUGGAUUAUAACAAGUAUGGAAUAGCCGAAGUCGAAUUAUUAACAAAAGACAAUAAAAAAUUGAAUUUGGAUAAGUUAUAUAAGGAAGUGCCAAAUAACGAUGUCUUAGCCGUCACUGUACCUUUUGGCAGUACUUUAAAACAAAUAAACGUUGAAAUAUUUUCUGAGCCAAUUAACAAACCAUUUUUAGGUGGAUACAAGAAUAUUCACACAGGUGUCAUUUAUCACCAUGCCUACACACAAACACCUCAAAAGCCGGAGAAAGUAUCUCCAGAGAAUAAAAAUUGCAGAGAUACUCAAACAACCGAAGAAAGAGAAAAAAUCGUGGAUACCAACUACAGCCGAUCUACACAGAUGACCAACGACCAAGUGUAUAUUCCGAAUGUGACUGAUAAAAUUAUUACCCCAAACCCUUAUGAAACUUAUGACGAGAUGCUUAUGCGCUUGAAUCACAGCCACUAUGCUACUGUCAUUCAACGCGCAUUCAGACAUUACCAAUUCAGGCAAAAAGUGAACAAUUGGCUUCAAGAAUGCAAAGAAAGGAUACAGAAGAUGAAUGAAGAAGAAAGACGAGAACGUGAGGCUAUGGAAAGGCGUCUGCGUAAAGACCUCAUUACUAAAACAUUUCCCAAGACACGUGAAGACUUUGACCAACUGUAUGCCAUGGUUGACCGUUGGAAACAUGCUGAAAUAGCCAGAAUUUCAAGACUGCACUCUAAAGGUCCCAAAAUAGCAGAAUUUUCCUUGCUACUCGACAAAGAAGUAGAAUUGCUUCGUUGCAUAGAAUCAUACAGAGUGAAGGUAAGAGAAGACAACCGCAAAAUGAAGGAGAAAAGGUUUUUAGAAGAAAUAUCAAAACCCGUUGCAUGGUUCGGCCGGGAUGGAAAACUUAUUACAAUGGAAACUGUAGAAAUACAGAAAGCAAGGAAACUUAAAGAACUCUAUAAUUCCUUUAUACGCGAGGAUAUGGAAACGAACGAAAGGAUUGAGCUACUUGUCGAUAUGAAAUUUGCUCUUCAAGAGUUUCCUCACCAUUUAAGUGAAGAAAUAAUAACUCUUUUGGACAGAGAGUGUGAUCUUUUAGUUAGAAGGUGCAAUGAUCACCAGCUGGAAUUUUUGAGACGAAGAGUGGCAGCAAGUGUAUUACAAUUUAUAAAAACGUCCGAACUAAAUUCCGGUGUGACCAAGUGCAAAGACGUAAGAGAUUUUCAGAAAAUGGAAAAUGGAAGAUUAUAUUUAUGUGAAAUGUGCCAUCAAGUAAAGUUGCACACGGAAUUUCCCUUGAACGCUAAAAUGAGCGGAUUCCUAGUAUGUAUGUCUUGUUCUUGGAAGGACGUGUCUGAACGGUGCUGGAUCGAUAUGACACCUUACAGAUUUAUACUGAGAGCUGUUCAACGAGAUGAACGUCGUCGCAAAUGCUGGAGCUCAUUAGCCUUUGUUCUGCAGGAAAAAGAUAUAUUCUUUAUAGUGGAAAAGUUGUGGCAUUCCCACUCCGCGAUCAGCGAAUGUGCAGACAUGACAGAAUUGAGGCUGUGUCGUUGGCAUGUUAAAGAGGAUUGGUCCCCGUGGAACUGUUUUUUAGUCACUGUCCAAGAAAUGAAAGCGCAUUUAAAGCUAGAAGAUCCCGAAGGAGUGUACGAUGAAGAACUAGUACGUAAGGUUCAUAAUAAACAUAAACUGGCGCGUGCAAACUUUGAACAAUUAAUCUCUAUUAACAAGCGCUUUACUGAAAGCGGUGACUGGCAUGAAAUUCGCGCUCCGGCUGUCGCUCACGUGGACGCAGUAGAUCGAAUAACGAAUGUUUUAGACUAA
Molecule: messenger RNA, 2526 nt
Organism: Parnassius mnemosyne (clouded apollo)
Lineage: Eukaryota; Metazoa; Arthropoda; Insecta; Lepidoptera; Papilionidae
Source: the annotation of a GenBank genome assembly